ACCACUAACAACUACCUUCUCUAACCACUUCUAACUACCCUCCCCUUCGUCUCUUCACAGUGGAGCGUGGUGCUGGGGGUGAGCUUCUGGGUGAUGGGCCUCAUGCCAUCUGAGGUUGGACCCGCCUACCCCAGCAAUAACAAUGACCCGAAGAGCUAUCUGCCCGAGACGUCAGGGGGCAGGCCAGACUGUGUCCAGGACCCGCGCGACACGUUCUGCACCGAUCCCAAGAACUACCCGAAGGAGCGCAUCCUCUACCUCUUGGAGAAUAAGAUGUUCGAUAUGGAUUCAAUGUUUAUGGACGAGAGCCGAGACUCCUACAUCUUCGAAUCCAGAGACGCGCCUCCGCCGGUCACCAUGUACAGCUACGACCCACUACGACAACCCUACGACGGCACACGACAGCAGUACGACCCACUAAGACAGUCGUACAAGCCGCCGAGCCAGAGUUACGGGCCUCCACCUCCUUCUCCAUCCCUUCCCUCCGGCGGCUACCUCCCUCCUCAACACAGCAACUACUCCACCACUUCCAAACCCUUCCACCCCCCUCCACCUCCGCCGCUACCACCGCCAACGAAGUAUGGACCCCCUCAUACGUCAUACGGAGGCGACCCCUAUCACUAUGGCACCCCAGCCCCAGUGUACGAUAACGAGGGACCUUACCCGCGGUACAGAAAGAACACAACCCCGCCCAGUACUUAUCUGACGCGUUACUUGCCGCCCCCGCCGCCCAGAGCACCCCCGAAGCCGCAGCCGUGGUGGAGGAAAGUCAUGAGGUCUUCACGGCGGCGGCAGAAGAGGCAGGUUUCCGGGAACGAGGAGCUCUGUGCCUACGUCGAGGAGUACCAUCCGGCCCGAUCCGCCCUCAGCACCAAGGGGGAGUGGAUGUUCCUCGUCAACGUGGAUGAUCGGUACUCCCAGCAAGUGAAUGUCAAGAAGUGCAUACCCGAAUCGUCCUGCUCAGGCUCCUGCAACGUCCCCUUCGGCUUCACUACCCUGUGCCAUCAACAAUACGCCCAGAAACGCCUCAUCGCCCUCGACGGCUCCGGCAGCAUCCUCAGGCAAGACCUCUUCUGGUUCCCUGUGUGCUGCCUCUGUACGAUCGUCCCCGCAUAACGCGUGUGGGAGUGGCGAUGCGUGGGUGAAGAGGAGCUGGGUUUGGUCCUCCCCGUGAGUCUGACUGUAGAGAGACCGUUGUGUUAGCCGGUUAGCUUGUAUAGUGACGCCAAAAAUGACCGCACCAGUGUUUAGAAGAGUGACCCAUGGAAACGAAGCUCUACACCCCGUUUUCUCUAUGUCCUGAGGAAAGACCCGAGUUAGAUUAGUUACCGUUUCCAAUCCUGUUUCGUGAGGCCAGUGUUGUUAGAGUUGUCCAUGGAAACGAAGGUCUAUACCCCAUUUUCUCUAUGCCCUGAGGAAAGACCCGAGUUAGAUUAGUUACCGUUUCCAAAUCUGUAUCGUGAUCCCAGAAAUGACCGCACCAGUGUUUAGAAGAGUGACCCAUGGAAACGAAGCUCUAUACCCCAUUUUCUCUAUGCCCUGAGGAAAGACCCAAGUUAGAUUAGUUACCGUUUCCAAAUCUAUAUCGUGAUCCCAGAAAUGACCGCACCGGGGUUUAGAAGAGUGACCCAUGGAAACGAAGCUCUAUACCCCAUUUUCUCUAUGCCCUGAGGAAAGACCCAAGUUAGAUUAGUUACCGUUUCCAAAUCUGUAUCGUGAUCCCAGAAAUGACCGCACCAGUGUUUAGAAGAGUGACCCAUGGAAACGAAGCUCUACAUCCCAUUUUCUCUAUGCCCUGAGGAAAGACCCAAGUUAGAUUAGUUACCGUUCCCAAUCGUGUUUCGUGACGCCAGAAAUGACCGCACCGGUGUUUAGAAGAGUGACCCAUAGAAAGAAAGCUCUAUACCCCAUUUUCUUCAUGCCCCGAGGAAAGAGUGACACUUCCCGACGUAUGUACCCGAGUUAAAAUAGUUACCAUCUCCAAGCCUGUAUCGUGACACCAGAAAUGACCUCACCAGUGUUGUUUUUCAGAGAAGUUAUCCAUGUAAACGAAGCUCUACACUCCAUUUUCUUUAUGCCCCAAGGAAAGACAGAAAGACCCGCUUCAUGAGACCGCUCGUUCAGAGUUAGAAUAGUUACCAACGCCUAAUCUAUAUCGUGACACCAGAAAUGACCUCAUCAGUGUUGUUUUUAGAGAAGUUACCCAUGGAAAUGAAGCUCUACACUCCAUUUUCUAUGUCCCAAGGAAAGAAAGGUCCAUAGCGUCAAACUCUUGGAAGGCUUUAAUAGUCCGUCCGUCUCAAGGCUCUCGCAGAAGUAGGUUAAUUGGUUGGUUUCUUGAGCCUGGCGGUAGUUUUACAAGACCUCCGCGCUGUGAAUGGGACACAACACUCCUGACAACCCAACGUAGCUCCUCUCUGGCCCUGAAAAACGUUCAUAACAAGAGCCACAAACGUUUGAAAAUACGAGUGUAAGUUAAAAUAGUUACCGCAGCAACUUGAGCGCCUAGAAAACGAUCCCCCAACAGUAAAAGUUCAGAGACAACGUAGCUGAAAUAGGGGUGACUUAAGGAUUAUUAGCACCCCUUACGGACAAUAGUUGGGUGUGAUGUUACCCUUAAGAGCUCUGUGGUGCCCCCUAGAGCUCUGUGCUGACCCUAGAGCUCUGUGCUGACCCUUAGGGCUCUGUGCCGCCCCCUAAAGCUCUCUGCUGCCCCCUAGAGCUCUGUGGUGCCCCCUAGGGCUCUGUGCCGCCCCCUAGACCUCUGUGCUGACCCUUAGAGCUCUGUGCCGCCCCCUAGAGCUCUGUGCCGCCCCCUAGAGCUCUGUGCCGCCCCCUUAGAACUCUGUGCCGACCCUUUGAGCUCUUUGAUGCCGCCCUCUAGAGCUCUAUUGCUACCCUGAGAGCUCUUUACUGUCACCCUUUAGAGCUCUGUUUCUACCCUUAGAGCUCUGUGGUGCCACUUAGAGCUCUUUACUGCUACCAAAAGAGCUCUCUGCGUCAGCGUUCCUCUCCGAUACGUGUGAUGUGCAGAGUCGUGUGAGGGACUCGCUGGCUCGUGUUCUGAUGUGAUUCUGAAGUGAUGAUGUGAACGAGUGUGUCUUUCUUAAACAUCCCGCCACCUCAGCUCGCAUGUUUGAAAAGCCUCUCGUCGUGCAAGUUGCUGCUGGGAUACCCAUAGACUGUUUUGUGAUGGUGACAGUUCUACCCGACUUCCUCACUUGAGCGUUAGAAGCACCAAUGAAAAUGAGGUCAAUCUUCUCUGUGGCCUUGGGAUAUGAUCGUAGUAGAACCCGAAACGUUUAGAAAUAGGAAGCGAAGAUAGACUCCAGCCCCCUAAAACAAUGAAGAAGUUGCUGGGAUUUCCAUAGACUGUUUUGUGAUUCUAGUGACAGUUCUACCCGACUUCCUCACUUGAGCGUUAGAAGCACCAAUGAAAACGAGGUCAAUCUUCUCUGUGGCCUUGGGAUAUGAUCGUAGUAGAACCCGAAACGUUUAGAAAUAGGAAGCGAAGAUAGACUCCAGCCCCCUAAAACAAUGAAGUUGCUGGGAAUUUCAUAGACUGUUUUGUGUUGCCAGUGUUAGCUUUACACGACUGCUGGACCUUGAACGGGGAAAAUGCACCUAUGAAAACCAUGCUAAUCUUCUCUUUAACCCUGGAAAAUAAUCGCAGUGGAAGCCUGAUACGUUUAAGAAUAGGAUGGAAAGAUAUACUCCAACCUACUAAAACGCUGAAGAAGAAGAAGAAGAAGAAGAAGAAGCAGAAGAAGAAGAAGAAGAAGAAGAAGAAGAAGAAGAAGAAGAAGAAGAAGAAGAAGAAGAAGAAGAAGACGAAAAAGAAGAAGAAAAAGAAAAAGAAAAUGAAAAUGAAAAUGAAAAUGAAGAAGAAGAAGAAGAAGAAGAGUAAAAGUAGAAGAAGAAGAAGAAGAAGAAGGCCACUGGAAAGCAAAGUGUGUGAAUAAACAGGAGAGAGGAUCAAAAAGAGGAGGACCUACGAAGCGAUACUGAACGAUACAGAAGAAGAAGAAGAAGAAGAAGAAGAAGAAGAAGAAGACAACGUUCAUUUUGUGUUCUUCAGGACCCACCACGCCUAACCACGACCCUGCAACAGCCUUCAAUCACUAUCGUCAGCAACACUUCAAAAUAUGUAACAGCGGCAGGUGCGAAGGUCUAAGUGGUGUUUCGAGAGGUGUAAGUGGUGUUACAAGAGGUAUAAGUGGUGUUUCAGGAGGUCUAAAUGGUGUUACAAGAGGUCUAAGUGGUGUUUCGAGAGGUCUAAGUGGUGUUUCGAGAGGUCUUACUGGUGUUUCAAGACCUUAAAGUGGAGUUUGAGGUCUUAGCGGUGUUUCCAGAGGUCUAAGUGGUGUUUCCAGAGGUCUUUCGGGCGUUCAAGAUGUCUUAUUGGUGUUUCAAGACGUUAAAGGGGAGUUUGAGGUCUUAGCGGUGUUUCCAGAGGUCUAAGUGGUGUUUCCAGAGGUCUAAGUGGUGUUCAAAGAGGUUUCAGUGGAGUUCCAGAGGUCUUAAAAGCCCCGUUCACACUAUGGCGACUCUGGGCCACGACAACCCAGCGACUCAGUACACGAGGUCUUGGGUGUGAAAUGUUGAUGUGGAAGGGUCGCACAUGGUCGGGAAGAGGUCUUGAAACGAUCGUCGGAUGUUGAGUCGGCACAGUGUGAAGGGGGCUAAGAGUCGCAGGGUUGUUGUGGCCCAGAGGCGGCAAAAUGUGAACGGGGCCUGAGUGGUCUUCAAGAGGUGUCCAAAAUGGGUUGUGAGAGUUAUGCUUCAAAGAAAACGUGGUGUCGGCCAGAGAGGUUUAACGGACACUGCGUUAUGCCUAUCCCUACAGUACCUUUGUUUCUAUUUAUGCCCCGAUGUAUUACCACUUCUAUUACUACUAUUACUAUUAUUGUUACUAUUAUUAUUUAUAUGCUUCUUCGUGAUAAUUUAUGUGUUCGGCUACUGUCCGUAUUAUCUUUGUCAUUAUUAUUAUUAUUGUUAUUAUUAUUAUUAUUAUUAUUAUUAUUAUUAUUAUUUGUGUUGUGGAAUUUAGUGGCUCCGUGGCUUAGGUGGUCGACUCGUAAACCAAGUGUCACGAGGUCGAUCCCCGCUCACGGUAGCCUUUUGGUGAGAGAAUUAGCGGCCUUUUGUGACAAGGAGACUCUUUAUUUUAACUUUUAUUAUUAUUAUUAUUAUUAUUAUUAUUAUUAUUAUUAUUAUUAUUAUUAUUAUUAUUAUUAUUAUUAUUAUUAUUCCCUGUGCAGUAUUGUAUGUACGUUCACCUCCCUGAUUUGUUUUACCAAGUGUUCUAAAAUAACAAAAAAAAAACAUAUAUAAACAAAAUCAGCUGUUUCACCUUAGAUGGAUAGUCUCUUUUGAUAAUAAUAAAUAAAACUAACAGAAUAAAGCUGAUAAAAAAUGUCAUAAA
Messenger RNA from Eriocheir sinensis (Chinese mitten crab), 5425 nucleotides. RefSeq lists its product as uncharacterized. Gene Ontology annotation, biological process: central nervous system formation; innate immune response; regulation of Toll signaling pathway. Gene Ontology annotation, molecular function: growth factor activity; Toll binding. Lineage: Eukaryota; Metazoa; Arthropoda; Malacostraca; Decapoda; Varunidae. The record is from RefSeq and is a predicted model, not a curated record. Gene Ontology annotation, cellular component: extracellular region. Bases 94 to 1116 code for a protein of 340 amino acids. The transcript is spliced from 5 exons.